Messenger RNA from Rubroshorea leprosula, 3571 nucleotides. NCBI's taxonomy places the organism in Eukaryota, Viridiplantae, Streptophyta, Magnoliopsida, Malvales, Dipterocarpaceae. The record is from the annotation of a GenBank genome assembly.
CAAAAUUCGCUACCCCUAUAGUAAAUGUGGAAAUUUACCUCACCACAAUAGGGCAGUUGUAACAAACCAUCUCUCAAGAUAUGGUUUCAUGGAUGCAUAUUCUGUGUGGUGGGCACAUGGUGAAACUUUAAGUAACAAUGUUGAUCCAUGGUUUGCCACAAGUGAUGUGGCAUCCUCAAGUAAUAUUGAGGAACAUCGUAAUGCUGAGGAUGAUUUCCAUCACAUGGUUUAUGAUGCAUUUUGUCCAUCUGAGAAUGAUCGUCAUAGAAAUGAAAUAGAGUUUGCAUCUGAAAAUGUUGGAGAUGCGCCAAAUAAUAAUGCACAAUCUUUUUAUGACUUGUUGCGUGCUUCAACCAUCCCGCUUGGACCAGCAUCUAAUAACCAAACAUUGCUUGGUUGGAAAUUGUUAAGUCCAGAAGAUCAGCAAAAAGUACCGUCAAAUUUUUAUGAAGCAAAGAAAUUCAUGAAAAGCCUAGUUUGUGGUGAACCUAGGUAUAAAAGACGCAACUCGGCUCAAACUGGAAAAAAGGAUAGGCCGAGGAAUUCUUUGUGGUAUCUACCCAUUAUUCCACGCCUACAGAGGCUGUACAUGUCUCGUAAAACCGCUGAGCAUAUGAUAUGGCACCUUAAAUGUCGUGUUGACUCAGAGAUCCUCAUUCAUCCAGCUCAGUCUAAUGCUUGGAAACACUUUGAUGCUGUUCAUCCUUCAUUUGCAGCUGAUCUGCGAAAUAUCCAGGUUGGUCUUGCAACAGACGGGUUUAACCCAUGGGGUCACUCUUCGAGGUCAUAUUCCUGUUGGCCUGUUUUCAUUGUUGUUUACAAUCUUCCUCCUGAGAUGUGCAUGCGACCUGAAUUUACAUUCCUAACACUUGUUAUUUCUGGGCCAAAAAGUCUAGGAAAAAACAUUGAUGUUUUCCUCCGUCCACUUAUUGAUGACCUGAAAUGGUUAUGGUCGUCAGGGGUAGAAACAUUUGACAGCUUCCGUAAACAGAACUUCAUAAUGCGAGCCAUGCUUAUGUGGACCAUAAUGGAUUUCCCCGGCUAUGGUAUGGUUUCUGGAUGGAGCACGCAUGGCCGUCUGUCUUGUCCAUAUUGCAUGGAAAUGACUUGUGCUUUUUACUUGCAAAAUGGUCGUAAGAUCUCAUUCUUUGACUGUCAACGACAGUUUCUUCCUGCAUCACACUCGUAUAGAAUGGAUACAACUCAUUUCCUUAAGGGCCGCUUUGAAUUUGGCCCCCCUCCUCCACGAUUAGAUGGUCAUUCUGUUCGACUUCGAGUUGCCACACUACCUGAUGUUUUAUUUAGAAAUCCAUCAGUAAACCAAACUAUUUUCGGGUUCGGUGAAACACACAAUUCGGUGAAACGGAGUAUCUUCUGGGAACUCUCAUACUGGGAGGAUAACCUGAUCAGACACAAUCUUGAUGUCAUGCACUGUGAGAAGAAUUUCUUUGACAACAUCAUACACACAGUCAUGGAUGACUCGUCCUCAAAAGAUAAUGUUAAGUCAAGAAUAGACUUACCAUUAUACUGUGAUAAGGAAGAACUACACUUGUACUAUGACCAUUCUGGGUCGCUUUGCAAGCCAAAUGCAAGUUAUGAACUUAACACGGAUAAAAAAAGAUGUCUAUGUACGUGGCUCAAACAUGUGCGAUUUCCAGAUGGUUUUGCAUCUAACAUCGCACGUUGUGUGAACUUAGCUGAGUUACGCUUAGUUGGAUUGAAGAGUCACGAUUGCCACAUAUUCAUGCAACGCCUCAUUCCAAUUGCUUUCCAUGGCUUGUUGCCAGAUUCUAUAUGGGGUCCAUUAACAGAAGUGUUAAAUGGCCAUCAUGAAGGGAAUGAGGUUUUGCAAUACCUUGCACUGGGCCCAUCAUGGACAGUCAAUGUCUACAGAGGUUAUUAUGUCAAUGGUUUUAGAUUUAUGACACAAAAGGAUGAGGAGCCACCAUCCACACAAUCAUUAGAGCAUAAUUCCUAUUUGGCAUCCACAGAAUGUGUGGAUUUGCAUGCAGAAGGAGCAACAAUGGUUGACUUAAAUGGAAAUGCAAAUGAUGAUGUUGAUGUUGAUGAAAAUGCAAGUGAAGGAAAUGAUGGAUAUGAAACAAGAAGCGAUGCUGGUGGCAAUAGCGAGCCCAUUAACUUCGCGAGGAGUCGCACCACAUCAGGGAGACGAGGACAUCACGACGCUGUAGAUCUUGAUCUUGCACGUGAUGUUACCCCAGUAAUGAACGCGGGGCAUACUCAGUCUAUUAGUCCACAAGGUUCUGUUCAUGUAGCAGCCGCAUCCUCUAGCCAGAAGCAAAAGGAAAGAGUCCCCAGAUUGAUUACAACCCUAUGGAAGAGGGUUUAUGAUGGUGAUUACUUAACGUAUGAGUUGUUCCCAAAACACAAAAUGGUGCAAGUGUGGGAGUUGUUUAAGACACAUUAUCAAUGGGCUGUAGAGGAUGAGGAUGCGGUCCGAAAGUCGUUCUUAAAAUCAAUGAAGAAAGGAUGGGGCGAUAAUAUGAAGGAUGAGCGGGAUAAGUGGCGUACAAACGAUGAGUAUAGGCCGGUAUGGGUGCCUGAGCACCUAUGGCCUACAUUAUGCACUUAUUGGGAUUUUGAUGAGUUUCACAUUCUUAGCGAGAGGGGGAAGAAAAACCAAGCAUCUGGGGAACGAGUUUCACACACUACAGGAUCAGUGAGUUUUGAUGUACAUGAAGAACGGAUGACCAAAGCUGCUGGGGGGAUAAGGCCAGCACACCAAGACCUAUAUAAGGAAACACACACUUUGCAAAAAGGUGUCCCCCAAGGGCAGGAAGCUCCAUGGUGUGGCGACAAACAUAAGGAUCGUCAUGAUAUGUAUGUCAGUGAGUGCUUUGCUACUUAUGGCUCGGACUCAGCAUCAUGGCCGCCACGAGACAAUGACGCUUGGGUAGUUGCUGUUGGUGGAUGCCAUAGCAAUUUCAUGCCGGGAAUUGACAUGGCCAAAAAACAAGCCAAAGAUAGGGAGGCAAUGCAAAUGAUGCGAGAUGAAAUAGGGCAAGUCAAAGAGCAACGAGAAGCAAUUCAACGGAUGAUGGAAGAAAUUGGGAGGAUGCAAGCUUUUCUAUCGCAGCAAUUCACUGCUUUUAGUGCGUACGGGAUGUGCCCGCCUAGUGCUACCCCAUCGUUGCCUCACACCGGGCAAGCAUUUCCUCUUGUAGGGACAUCAUUCCCUACUGCUGGGCCAUCGUUUCAUGCUAAUGGGCCAUCAUUUCCUCAUGCAACAACAAUGCAACUCCCGAUAGAACCUGCAUUACCAAUGGGCCAAAUGGGGAGACAGUCAGAAGCUCCAAAUACAUCUUCACCCAAUCCCCUGCAAGAUGAGUUUGGUUAUCAGCCGAGAUUUGAUGCAGAUUACCAGGGUCCUUUUGGCCCCGAAUGAUCAGUGUGCAUGAGGUUGCGAACACAAAACAUGGCAUGUUCUUGCUACUUGAGGAAAAUACUUUUAUUUUUUGGAUGGAAGAUUUGAACUUGUUAGGACAUGAGUGUAUAUGUCAGUUGGAAUUGAAUGGUUUGUUGUAAUAUUAACUAAAUUAUUGUGACUUGC